UUUUUCUAUUCUUUAUCUUUUUUAAUAUUAUUAUUAUUAUAGAAUGGCUGAUCAACUUACACCAGAAGAAAUUGCUGAAUACAAAGAAGCUUUUCAGUUGUUUGAUACUGAUGGUGAUGGUAGCAUCACAGCUGUAGAAUUAGGUACUGUUCUUCGAAAAUUUGGUAUGAACCCUAGUGAUGCUGAACUCCAAGAUAUGGUUAACGAUGUUGAUGCUGAUGGCAACGGAAACAUUGACUUUAAUGAAUUCUUGGGUCUUGUUAAAAAUAUGAAAACUGGAAAUGAAGGCGAUGAUUUAAAAGAAGCAUUCAAAGUUUUUGACGUUGAUGGUAACGGUUUAAUUGACCGUGAAGAAUUACGUAAAGUUAUGGCUUCUUUAAAUGAAAAAUUAUCUGAAGAAGAAUUAGAUGCAAUGAUCAAAGAAGCUGAUAUUAACGGUGAUGGUCAAAUUAGUUUUGAAGAAUUCAAGAUUAUGAUGGGCGCUUAAAAAAAAAACUAUAUUUUUUUUAAAAGAAAAAAAAAAUAUAUAUAUACACACAUGCAUAUACAUUUACUUUUUCUUUUUGUUUUGUUUGUAACAUGUGUAUAAUAUAAAAUAUCCCUUUUCUUUAUUUUUAUUUAUAAUAUUCUUGGUGAACCUAAGCCAUUUUCUAAGCAAGGGUUAUAUAUAAACUAGACUCAUUAGAAAACUUUUCUUUCAUAAUCAGUAAAUGGAUACAAAUUUGAUUUUAAACUCAGAUACUGUGUUGAUUAAAUUGGAAAUUUUGUCAAGUCAUACAAAAGAUCAUGGAUG
Cokeromyces recurvatus is the source of this 793-nucleotide messenger RNA. RefSeq lists its product as uncharacterized. Lineage: Eukaryota; Fungi; Mucoromycota; Mucoromycetes; Mucorales; Mucoraceae. The coding region runs from base 44 to 487 and encodes 147 amino acids. The record is from RefSeq and is a predicted model, not a curated record. The transcript has 4 exons. Gene Ontology annotation, molecular function: calcium ion binding; enzyme regulator activity.